AUGGACCAACAACAAGCGGCACAGGUCCUCCAGUCGCUCCAGGAACUACAGACCGAGGUCAAUCGACUAAGAGGCCGAGAAGCUGAACUGACAGCACAGGUCGCUUCUUUUGGUGCCGGUUCGGCUGCUUCAGCUGGACCUGGCAGUGCACUGGCACAGUUGGUGCAGUCACAAAAGGAGCUUGUGGACGCCCUUAGAUCGAAAGAACAAGUCCGGUUGGUCGACAACAAGGGCCUUGGCAAGCCCGACAAGUUUGAUGGGACAGCCGAAAGAUUCUUGUCAUGGAAAAUCAAGACGUCCUCCUAUCUUGCAAGUGUUCGCAAAGACCUUCGUGAGAUUCUGGUUUGGGCCGAAGAUUGCGAUCAUGCAAUCACUGCAGAUGACAUCGACAAGGCUUUUGGGAGUCAAGCAGAUGCCAUUGACCAGGUGUCGAACAUCAGUGAAUUGAGACGCGAGCUUUGGGACGCGCUGCUAAUGCUGACAGAGCGUGAGCCCUUUGACAUCGUGCUGAACACCGGGGAAUGCGGCAUCGAAAGCUGGAGAAAGCUCACGCGGAGGUACGACCCAUCCACUGGUGGUCGCAAACGCGCUCUCCUCAAUGCAAUCUUGUCACCGGCUCGAUCCAAGAUGGAAGAUUUGCCGUCCAACCUGGAGAAGCUUCUUGACAGCAUCAGACUUUAUGAACGUCGCAAAGACGCAUCUGGCAACCGAACGAUGUUGGCAGAAGACAUCAAGAUCAACGUGAUUGAACGAUUGGUGCCGGCAGAGCUCGAGCGUCAUCUCGUUCUCAAUCGAGAUCGCUUCAAGACGUUCGAGUCCAUGCUGUCCGAGAUCCAGUCCUAUGUGGAACAUGCCACCGGCAACAAGAUCAAGGUGGUGAACAGCCAGCCCUACGACGCACAUGGCCGUGGGGACGAUCCUAUGGAUGUCGGAAGCUUUGGAAAAGAUGCGAAGGGAAAAGGUAAGGGCAAGAAGGGAGCUGGAGGAAAACCUGGAAAGGGAAAUGCAACAGCUGAGAAGAGAACAUGUCACAACUGCGGACGCCCAGGACAUCUGCGGGCAGAUUGCUGGGCACCUGGAGGCCCCAAACAUAAGGGGACGGGUGGAGGCAAAUCUGUGAACAAUGUCGAACAAGGUGAACCAGAAGCAGAAGACUGGGACGCAGCUGAUGGCGACGAUGGUCAACAAGCAGCAAAUGGUUUAACGCUCUAUGGUGUUGAUGGGCCACCACAUGACGAGGAUGACGACGAAAGUUUCCAGGUCGAUCCCGAGUCCGAGGAGUCGGAAGCCUCGACAAGUCGCAGAAGGUGGUUUUCUUUGCCUCACCCACGUGCGUCAUGGCCUGAAGAGUGGGACGACCCCGACUAUGAUGGACCGAGUGGAUCGAGUGGCUCAAGACCCCUUCGGUCGCUUCGACUGGAGGAGGUCACCGAGCACGAGACCACUACAUCCAAGUCCGCGUCUUCCAAGGCACCUCGAACGCCACAGGGAAGACCCAAGAGGGGCAGAAGUCCAAAGAGCUCAACACCAAAGAGAGGCAAAGCAAGCAGAUCAGGGCCAGUCACUCCGGAGUCAGCACUCCGACGCUUUCGAAUGACUUCGAUGACACCACCACCAAGGAGAAGGUUGAGGCAUGGGCCACAGACUCCAGAAGAACUUCUUCGUAGCUCUACACCUUUGCCAAAGACACCACCGACACCUAUAGCAUGGCCUGCAUCACCUCCACAACAGCCGAUAGCCUCGCCCAAGACUCCACCAGGACCACCACCAGGAUGGCAAAGCCAAGUAGCUUCACCCAAGACUCCGCCAUGUCCACCACCGGGAUGGCAAAGCUCUCAGGUGAAGCCACCACCACCUGUCAAGGCAUCAUCGGCAGCUUCGACUUCAGGUUCUCGACUUGUCCAGAUGCUGAAGGCUGCGCUGAGUUCACAAAUCCGCAAAGUCCAAGAAGAAGAUCCUGGUUCAGGAGAUGGCCAGGCAGAUGCGAUGUUAGCGGCUUUGAGGACUAGAUCUGUCAAGGCACCGCACAUCACAAAGCAGAACAUCAGCGAUCCUUCUUUCCACGACUCGAGAUACCAUGCCGAGAUUGCCAAAGGUGUUGCACACAAUGUGGCCUGGAGAAAUGAACGUUUGAGAAGACGUGCAAUCGUCCACCGACGAGGAGGAGUCAAGGCACGUGCGGCUGAAAGGAUUCGACUUGACAAAGAAUGGCAUGAACGCUUUGACAACCCAGAAAAUCCAGAAGGCAUAGUGAGAAUCGAGGAUGAAGACAACUUGGAUGCGGGCAUCGAGACGGUGGUUGUGGGCAAAGCUGGUCAGAGCACAGUGAUAGAGUUUUCAGCGGAAGAGCGGAAAACCUUGAGGCAGUUCCCGGACGACGAGGCCAAGUUGCUGCAGAAGGACCCCAAGAAGAAACCCAUGACCAAGCGUGUUCGAAGCGUUGGGUACAGGGUGAAGAAGAAUCGCAACCGCAAUGUGGCGCGCAAGAUGGCGAGGAAGAACCGACCAGCCUUGGUUCUGAAGGAAAACACUGAAGUGAACGCAGAUGAAGAUGAUGAUGAAAUGGAAGAGGUCUACAUCGAAGAGCCUGAUGAGCCUCGAGACCGACCAGGCAGAGGAGACCCCGAUGGUGGAGCUGGAUCGGCUCCUGCUGCAGUCUACAGCUUGGGGGCCUCUGACGACUGGCGAAAAUGGGAACGAGCAGAGUUGAACAUCGACACCGGUGCUGCCAUCACUGCAGUACCACUUGACUUCGCCAAGGACUACCCGAGGAGCGAGUCCAAUGGAGCAAGCUACAAGGCAGCCAAUGCGGAACCCAUCGAAGAUCAGGGAAGUGUGAAGCUGGUGGGAUACGACGAAUCUGGCAACAAGAUCCCAAUCGAUUGCCGAGUUGCAGAUGUGCAUCGGCCACUUCUUUCAGGUUCCGAGAUCGCCAAGAACUACCACAUCGCCCUUGGACCAUCUUCGGGGAGAUUGAUCCCAAGAAACACUCCUGCGGGACGGGCCUAUUCGAAGGCCAUGAAAGAUCUGAUCCGAGAUUAUGGCGAUUCAAUGCCCAUUGUGCACAAUCGCCGAGGCAUCUAUGUGUUGGACUAUUGGGAUCCAGCUGUUUCAGCCGGAGCCGAUGCCAUGGAAGAUGGAGGCGAUGUUUCAGCCGCUUCGGCCGGAGCAGGGUCCUCAGGCGAUGUUCCAGCUGCUUCAGCCGGAGCAGAUGCCUUUGAAGAUGAAGUUGAUUUGGAAAUCGGUGAAGAACAGAGGAAAGCCAUUGUGAAGAAAGAACCACAUCAACCAUCCCAAGCUGAAGUUGACGAACAUGAAAGCACUGGACAUGUUGUCCAUCGGAGCUGGUGCUUGCACUGCAAAAGGGCACGUGUGACUGCUGAUCGCCAUGUGCCUAAGGAACUUGAUGAGCCAGAAACGCAGUUGCCCACGCUGAGCCUGGACUACUUCUAUAUGAACCAGGACCAGGUUGCGGAUGAGGCGACCCUUCCGAGCAUUGUGGUGAAGUGCCACAAGACCAAGAGAUUUUGGGCGAGCGUUCUCCCGGGAAAAGGGGCGGAUGCGUUCGCAAUCGCGUGGCUUGGGGGAGUUUUGGAUGAUGCUGGUUUUAAUAAGGUAAUCCUUAAGUCUGACGGUGAACCCUCCUUGGUAUCCCUUAAACAGAAGGUUAAGGAGAUAAAGACCCACAUCGAAGUGCACUUGGUGGAAACCCCAGUAGAAGACCAUCAAGCCAAUGGGUUUAUCGAAGUGGGAGUGCGAGAGAUAAAACGACAAUGUCGUGCUCUCCUCAGCGACCUGGAGUUCAAGCUGGAAAGGAAGGUAGAUCCGGGCCAUCCACUUUUGGUUUGGCUCCCGCGGCAUGCUGCCUUUCUCUUGACGAGAUACCGAGUAGGUACUGAUGGAAAGACCGCUUUUGAGCGGACCUAUGGACGAAAAUGGCGGAUUCCGCUUGUGAGGUUCGGUGAAAGCAUCCUGUAUAGGCCGAGGGCCAAUCGUGGGGGCAAGAGAAAUGACCUUGCCCCAAGGGUAUCCAUUGGGAUGUACGUUGGAACUGGAAACAGAAAUUCAGACGUCUUUGUCAUGACGGAACGUGGAAUCAUGAAGGGGAACUCGAUCCAUCGACGCCCACCUGACGAUCAGUUCAAACAUGAUCAGUUUGACUCGCUACGUGGCCUUCCUUGGAGGUUGCAAGAACGAGAACAUGGUGGACUGAGGAUCGCCCUUCCCGAUGUUGCAGCGCCUCGUGAAAGGCCUGCAGUGCAAGAAGUGAUCCCAAGGAACCUCUAUGUCACCAAGAAUGACUUGGAAAAGCAUGGGCACACACCUUUGUGUCCUGGAUGUGAAGCAGCAAUACUUGAGAUGCCAAGCCGAGCUCACAAUGCUGAGUGCAGACAAAGAAUCCAGAUCGAACUUGACAAGACUCCAGAAGGUCAAGAAAGGAUCAAAAGAGCGAGAGAGAGAGUUGCACAAGGCAGGCGCCCAAGAGGCGCGGCUGCACCGCCUGAGGGUGGUGGGGCAGAAGGUGGUGAAGCUGCACCACCAGUUGUCCCAGGAGGGGAAGUUGAACAACCAGUCUUGCAAGACCGUGUUCCUUUGGAUGCGGAAAUGGAUGCAAGUGAGGCUGUUGGUGAACCACUGGUCGACACCGAUUUUCGUGGAGAACUCAGACAGAGAGAACAAGAAAGAGAAGGAAGCCCAAAGAGGCAGAAACAAGAACAAUCCCGAGGAGAGAAAAGGAGUUCACAAGUCGACGUUGAAGAUCUUUACAAUGAAUCUUCAGCUCAGGCUUCAGGGUCAGCCGGACCACCGGCACCGGAUGCUUCAUCUGGUGUUCCGGAAGGUGCUGCCGCUGCACCAACAAGUCCUGAGACAAACCAGGAGAUGCUACAUCUGUGUUCCUUGCUCAAAGAUGUGAUCGCAAAAGGGAAGGUUGCUGAGAUCUUCUCUCCACCGCGUGUGGCUGCACAAGCCCAAGUGGUCGGGCUAGCACCUGGCUUCUCGAUUGACUUGGAGACAAAGCGUGGUGAUGGAACUCACUGGGACUUGAGUAAAGAUGAACACAUUCGUGAUCUGUUUCAACUGCUUGACUAUGAGAAACCAGAGUUCCUCGGCGGCUCACCUCCCUGUGGGCCAUUCUCGAAGCUGCAAAACAUUGUGGAUGCGAAGGGCAAUGUUUCACCUGAAGUUCGAGCGCAGAGACUAAAAGAUGGUCGCAAACAUCUGCGCACGGCAGUUUCAGCGUAUGAGCAUCAAAUGAAUGCUGGAAGGUACUUCUACCAUGAGCACCCUAAAGGGGCCGCUUCGUGGGAAGAGAGAGCUGUGAAGAGACUGAGGGCAGAUGAACGGGUGUAUGAGGAGGAGUUUUGGAAGCAGCUGCCCGACAGCGAUGACACCAUCGUGGAGCCAGUGCUUGACGCACACUCCGGUGCUGUCUUGGAUGUUGACAAGGUCAGAGCUGCUCGUUACGGUGGUAUUCGAGUUCUUGUACACGGAGAUGACUUCGUGGUGCUUGCUGAUGAUGCUGGACAGAAAUACCUUGAGGACACCUUGAGGUCCAAAUAUGAUCUGCGGGUCGAUGGAUCGAUCGGUCCUGGAGAACGGCAUCAGCAGUUCGCAGUGCUCAAUCGAAUCGUGACCUACAACGAGCAGGAAGGCUCUGUAUCCUAUGAGGCGGAUCCCCGCCACGUUGACCAGAUGGUACGAGAUCUAGAAAUGGAAAACUGUAAGCCAGUCAAGACACCAUCUGAGAAAAUGUCAGCCACGGAGGCCAACUUGAAGUUGACCACCCCGACCAUCACACCGGACCGUGUAAGUUUCUUCCGGCGCUCAACAAGUGGACUUGUGGCAACCUUUGGCCGCCACACGGUGAAGGCCUCGAGCACUCUUCAGAGCACGAUCAGCUUGAGUUCCAGUGAAGCGGAAUACUACUCGAUCGUUCGAGGAGUUUCCAUCGGAAUGUCGCUACAGGAGAUCUUGCGAGGAUGGGGCCUACAACCAAAACUUAAAGUGCACACAGAUUCAUCCGCUGCGCUGGGAACAUGUAACCGUCAGGGCUUAGGCCGCUCACGGCAUGUUCAAACUCGCUUUCUGUGGGUGCAAGAAAAGCUUGCACUACAUGAAUUCGAACUGGUGAAGAUCCCGACAAAGCAGAACGUAGCUGAUUUGUGCACCAAAGGUUUACCUGCGAAUGAGAUGGAAAGACACAUGCAAAGCAUGGGGUUCGAGUACUCUCAUGGUAGAGCCGAAGCUGCAAAGGCUUUGGAAUGA
Cladocopium goreaui is the source of this 6267-nucleotide messenger RNA. The record is from the annotation of a GenBank genome assembly. Lineage: Eukaryota; Dinophyceae; Suessiales; Symbiodiniaceae.